AUGUGCGAUCCCGAGUGCAUGCCGUGUGCCACCCCGAGUGUGCAUGCCGUGUCCCACCCCGUGUGUGAGUGCCGUGUGCCACCCCGUGUGUGCGUGCCGUGUGCCACCCCGUGUGUGAGUGCCGUGUGCCACCCCGGGUGUGAGUGCCGUGUGCGGUCCCGAGUGCACGCCGUGUACGGCCCUGGCCGGCCACAGGGGGACCCUCCGCUCCGGUGCUCGCCAGCUGCUCUGCUGUGUGACCUUGGCCCAGUCACUGGGCCUCUCGGAGCCAUGGCAGGUCCACCGGCCUGCGUCCUGCUGCUCCUCCUGGCCGCAGCCCCUGCCGCCGCCCGCUGCCCCAUGCUCUGCACCUGCUACCCGGCGCCGCCCACCGUGAGCUGCCAGGCCAACAACUUCUCGGCCGUGCCGCGGGCCCUGCCGCCCGGCACGCAGCGCCUCUUCCUGCAGAACAACCUCAUCACCGCGCUGCGGCCCGGCUCCUUUGGGCCCAGCCUGCUCACCCUGUGGCUCUUCUCCAACAACCUCUCGGCCAUCUACCCGGGCACCUUCCGCCACCUGCAGGCGCUCGAGGAGCUGGACCUGGGCGACAACCGGCACCUGCGCUCGCUGGAGCCCGACACCUUCCAGGGCCUGGAGCGGCUGCAGUCGCUGCACCUCUAUCGCUGCCAGCUCAGCAGCCUGCCCGGCACCAUCUUCCGCGGCCUGGUCAGCCUGCAGUACCUCUACCUCCAGGAAAACAGCCUGCUCCACCUACAGGAUGACCUGUUCGCGGACCUGGCCAACCUGAGCCACCUCUUCUUGCACGGGAACCGCCUGCGGCUGCUCACGGAGCACGUGUUCCGCGGCCUGGGCAGCCUGGACCGGCUGCUGCUGCACGGGAACCGGCUGCAGGGCGUGCACCGCGCCGCCUUCCGCGGCCUCGGCCGCCUCACCAUCCUCUACCUGUUCAACAACAGCCUGGCCUCGCUGCCGGGCGAGGCGCUGGCCGACCUGCCGGCGCUCGAGUUCCUGCGACUCAACGCCAACCCUUGGGCGUGCGACUGCCGCGCGCGGCCGCUCUGGGCCUGGUUCCAGCGCGCGCGCGUGUCCAGCUCCGACGUGACGUGCGCCUCGCCGCCCGAGCGCCGGGGCCAGGCGCCCGCGGACUCCCGCGGCCCCGCGCACGCGCCCGGGCUCGCCGCCCCGCUGCUUUGCCUGAUAAUCCUGGCGCCCCACCACCUCUGA
This is a messenger RNA of Odocoileus virginianus texanus, 1224 nucleotides long. The record is from RefSeq and is a predicted model, not a curated record. Lineage: Eukaryota; Metazoa; Chordata; Mammalia; Artiodactyla; Cervidae.